AUGCUGCGGCGCGAUGAAGUAUCUGACUCCGACAAGGUCGUUGACCUUGCAGAAGCCGUCGAGCGAUUUGGCCGAAAGCGAACCUUCGCCGCAGAAAACAUGAUGGAGGGCGUGGAGGCCACGACAGAUUUUGGCGCGUAUAGUCCUCAACCGCCGCGCAAGAAAGCACGCGCCGCACAGUUACCUCCCAUAUCGACCGUGAGCGGAGCCGCACCGCCUUCCCCGCUGCCAUCACCUCGUGGAUCUCCGUCGCCCCAGAACGUGUGGCCGUCUGCGCCUCCCAGCGGAGCGUCGUCACCGCAACCGCAGGCACAACCGCAGACCCAGUCGCAGCCUCCAGUCCAGCCCGAUCUAGCGCUCACGACGCUUCUCGCCCUUCCAUCCCUCGUAUCGCACUUUUCUGCACUUCCGCCCAACCUACAGUCUCACUUCCUUCUUACUCUCCUGCGACACUCACCUCUCCCCGUAUUGCGGACCCUCCACGGCGUGCUUACUCCGACGUUGGCACGGGACUUCUUGACGUUAUUACCUCCGGAACUCGUCUCACAUAUUCUUAGUUUUCUUCCAUUCUCCACUCUAGCGCGCGCCUCGCGCGUAUCGAAGACUUGGCGUGCGAUCAUCGAUUCGGAUCCUGUUCUGUGGCGCGAUCUCCUGCAGAGUACAAAGAUCUGGUUUGGAGGCGAUUCCGAGCGUGCGUUUGCGCAGGCCAUCUGGGCGCGUCGUCGUCGCCAACAGCUUCCCACGCCCAACUCUCUCCCACUCCCUCAUCCCUUCAAGAUGCUGUUCAAAUCCCGCCACUUGACGCGUACCCGCUGGAUCCAGAACCACAAUCCUAAGCACAUAACCUUCCCCGCACAUGGGGUUUCCGUGGUGACAUGCCUGAUCUUCUCGCACGGUCGAAUAAUCUCCGCGUCAGAUGAUCACUCCAUCCACGUUUACUCCCCCGUCACCGGUGAACUCAUACGGUCAUUGGACGGACAUGAAGGCGGCGUAUGGGCGUUGGCCGCAACGAAGGAUACGCUCGUCAGUGGUUCGACUGACCGCACGGUUCGCAUUUGGGAUCUAUCCACUGGUCGCUGCACGCAUGUCUUUGGCGGUCAUACAAGCACGGUUCGUUGCCUGGCCAUUGUGAAGCCCGAGAUGAUCGAUAUGGAAGGCGGAGUCCGAGAGAAAUGGCCCAAGCGUCCCCUCAUUGUCACUGGUAGUCGGGAUCAUUCUCUGAGAGUUUGGUCUUUGCCCAAGCCUGGUGAUCCUGAGUAUAGGUGCUACGGCGCAGACGAUGCAGAAGCAGAUCCUGCGGACGAUGAGGUCGACGACAACCCGUAUCACAAACUACAUCUAGAAGGACAUGAGCACGCUGUGCGAGCCCUCGCAGCUCGAGGACGGACGCUCGUGUCAGGAAGUUACGAUUGCAUGGUGCGGGUAUGGGACAUCAUAACCGGCAAAUGCACCUGGGUUCUUGCGGGUCAUAGUCAGAAGGUUUACAGCGUGGUUCUUGACCCCACCCGUGAUCAAGCGUGCUCAGGGUCCAUGGAUGGAACUGUCCGCAUCUGGAACUUGCAGAACGGAACAUGCCAACACACCUUAACGGGACAUACCUCUUUGGUCGGUCUUCUCGGACUCUCUCCCUCCUACCUCGUUUCCGCCGCCGCCGACUCAACGCUACGCAUAUGGGAUCCCGAGUCGGGCGAGCUGCGCCAUACGUUAGCGGGUCACACGGGAGCCAUCACAUGCUUCCAGCAUGACGAAUUCAAGGUCCUCAGCGGCUCGGAUGGUACCCUCAAAAUGUGGGACAUCCGGGAUGGCACCCCCAUCCGUGAUUUGCUCACAGGGAUCAUCGGAGUCUGGCAAGUCGUCUUCGAGGGACGUUGGUGCGUUGCCGCGAGCAAUCGUAACGAUCAAACUGUGCUGGACGUUUGGGACUUCGGCAACGAACACGAUGACGAUGACUGGGUGGGGGAGCCGGCCGGCGGCCUUUAUGACGAGGACACCGACGUGGAAGAAGAUGAACAUGGCGAUACCGAUGCCAUGGACCAGGACAUGGACGCCGCCGUAACCUCAGAACCGGAGGUGGACGAAGAACUGGGACGAGACGCCGGCGAAGGGGACUCAGAUGACGAAGAGGCUCGGGAGCCAAUGGACACUGAAGGGUCGACGUCAUCUCCUAGCCCGCGCGGUGGCCGCGUAAUGCGGAAGGAGCCUUCCACGGGUCCAAGAACUCGUCCGCCUUCAUCUACCAGUGCCCCACCGCUGCCUCACAACGACCAAACACCGACACGACCCAGGACGAGAGCGGCUGCCGUGCGUAGACGGUAG
This is a messenger RNA of Punctularia strigosozonata HHB-11173 SS5, 2316 nucleotides long. RefSeq names its product WD40 repeat-like protein. The record is from RefSeq and is a predicted model, not a curated record. The transcript has 3 exons. Bases 1 to 2316 code for a protein of 771 amino acids. NCBI's taxonomy places the organism in Eukaryota, Fungi, Basidiomycota, Agaricomycetes, Corticiales, Punctulariaceae. Gene Ontology annotation, molecular function: protein binding.